Molecule: messenger RNA, 988 nt
Organism: Eurytemora carolleeae
Lineage: Eukaryota; Metazoa; Arthropoda; Copepoda; Calanoida; Temoridae
Exons: 6
Coding region: 22-879 (285 amino acids)
Source: RefSeq, a predicted model, not a curated record
CUCAAUACACCUUGCAAAUGCAUGUUUGUAGCGCAAUUUUGUAAAGGAAUUGCUUACUUAAAAAUUUCGCCAUUUGCGCCAGUUUACCGCAAGAACAGCGCCAUUUUAAUUUUAGAAGUGGUUUUAUUUGUGUUAUAUUUCAGAGAAAUGAAUAAAGGCGUUUGGGAGAAUGGAUUGGUAAAACUAUGGAGUAACAGCUCACAGUUUAUAAUACUUGUUUGGGAUCCAUGCUCCGGUUGGAUCGUUGGUUCUAAGUUCUCGACAUCUCUUGAACCAAUGAACUCUGGAGAUGACGGCUCCACGGUGGAAGUAGAAGAGAAGGAAGUUGAUGAAAGUGGGACGGCUAAUAUUUCAACGUUUUUGCUACGAACCUUUAUAACUUUUGGAUUUCUUGAUCUGGAGUUUGUCAAUUUUUCUCCUGAACUCUUCGAUUCUGUUUCAAAAAGAUACAGAGAGCUGCAUCAGGAACUGAGUGAUAAGGUUCCUGAACUACAAGGAACCCUCACCUCAUUUAUCUACUCAGUAAACCAACAGGAGACUCCUCUAGACGAAGACUUGGAGAAACUACUGGAGAAGGAAGAAUGUUCCAAACCUGGUUUAUCUAAACUUGAACUUCUGGUGCUUAAAACAAGGUUUCAAGAAACACAGGAGGAUUCACCUUUCCAGAAUAUGUUUGGUCGUGAAGUUGGGUUGAGGAAGGGAAGAGAAAGAAGAGCAUUGAAGAGCGCUCUGCUAGUGUGUCGACACUGCCAUCUAUCCUUCACGAGCAAAGUUAGCUUUAGAAUUCAUCAAAGAACACAUUUAGCUGAAGCUAAGGAGAGAGGAGAGCUUGAGGGGGAGUUGAAAAAUAAAUAUAUUUAUCACAAGGUUAAAUUUUGAUAAUUUCCGCCGAUGACAUUUUUUCAGCAUGUUUUGGAAACACUUAAAAACUAUUUCUGAGAAUCAAUAAAGUGACUGAGAGUGGGGUAACGUGACACAUCCCCCCGCC